Messenger RNA from Symbiodinium natans, 1701 nucleotides. The record is from the annotation of a GenBank genome assembly. Lineage: Eukaryota; Dinophyceae; Suessiales; Symbiodiniaceae.
AUGGAGGUUCGCAACCUGCUGUCUCCAUGCUUCGCCCUGGGCAAAGACUUGCAUGUCUUUGUUCUAAGCCUGCGCUCUGCUUUCGGCGACAGGUUCUUGGGCUACCUGUUGCUCAACUACCUGCUGCUGAAGGGCGCCACGAUGACACUCUUGCAGACAUCGAUGCUGCCCUACUUUCAGCACAUGGGCGUCAAGGGCGUGGAGUAUCAGCUCGCGUCGACGGUUUCCAUGAUGCCAUGGUCGAUGAAAGGAUUCAUUGGAGUGCUCAGCGACAUUGUGCCCCUAGGUCGCUUCCACAAACGUGGCUACCUGCUCCUGUCGGUUGUUUUGGGCAUCUUCGGGAUCACGAUGCUGUCUUUUCGGCCGGAGAGCCGAGAUGAGUCCUCUCUGUGGUUCGUUGCGGCGCUCUUUGGAGCGGCCUAUGCCUUCCUGGCUACGUUUGACCUCCUCUGCGAAGGGAAGUACUCGGAGAUUAUGCGCGAAGAGCAGGCUGGAAGCGAGGUCCUUUCACUCGUCUGGUCUUGCAUGCAGCUGGGCUCCCUCAUUGCGGCGCUUUGCGUGGCACGCGUGGUGGACACAGAGGGUCCAAGGCCCCUCAUCUCCGCCUGCCUUCCCUUUGCAAUCCUCGCUUUCUGGCGCACUUGGGAAGGAGAUCUUCCCGAGCAGCCGGCACGAAGCUGGCGAUCGCUUUGGGCCAAGGCGAUGUCUGAGCCAGACCUUUUCUUGCUUGCUUCGGCCAUGGCUCUUGGCUCCCUGAUGGUGGCCGUGGCGACAGCAAUGCUCGGAGAGAGGGGCAGGGUCUUCACCGCGCUCUUCGUGUCCAUGAUGAUGGUGCUCUACUCCUUCAGAACUCUACCGAGGGUGCUGGCGCGCAGCAACCUUUACAUGUUCAUCACGUCCAUUGCCUACCUCGACCUGUCGGGACCUUUGGCCUACUGGUACACAGGUACGGAGAAUUGCGUGAAGAACGGACCGCACUUCAGCUACGCCUACUACCUGGCCGUCUCAAACGUGGUGGGUUCCGUCGGCUCCAUCCUUGGCGCUGUCCUCUUCCAGUACAUGCAGGACUGGACCUUCCGCCAGGCUUUCUGGGUCACUACGACCAUCCAAGUGGUGGCUUCGUUGUUCGACCUCCUGAUCAUCUCCCGGUAUAACCUGGAGCUUGGGGUCUCGGAUCGCGCCGCCUACCUGUUUGGGGAUGCGGCAUGCCAAAGCUUGGCGCAGCAGAUGGCUCUGAUGCCGCAGGCGCUGCUUACUGCUCGGCUUUGCCCGCGAGGGGCGGAGGCGACAGUCUUUGCCAUUCUCGCUGGCUUCCAGAACUUCGGCGCCAACAUCGGGUCGAUCUUGGGCGCGCAGCUCUCGGACUACGCCGGAAUCAAAUGCAGCCGGGCAGGGCCCUGCAACUUCGAGUGGCUGAAGACGCUGAUCCUGGUGUGCCACAUGCUGGUCCCGCUGGCCUGCCUGCCGCUGACCUGGAUCCUCGUCCCUGCGGCCGUCAUCAGCGAUGAGGGCGCUUUCGAGAUGUCUUCGCCUCCGCCCUCCUUCGCAUCGCCAGGGCCCUCGCCUCUUUCCUCGCCGGCAUCCUCACCUCGCACCUACCGUGACGACACGGACGAUCCUAGCCCUGUGACGCUGGCGGAAUCUGCGGCUGGGCGGCUGAUUCUGCUCGCCGUGUUGAUGAGAUUUCAUGAGCAUGGUUAG